Symbiodinium sp. CCMP2592 is the source of this 873-nucleotide messenger RNA. Lineage: Eukaryota; Dinophyceae; Suessiales; Symbiodiniaceae. The record is from the annotation of a GenBank genome assembly.
AUCUGCUCCACGGCCGUUGCACGUGCCGAAGCGGACAAGAUGGAACUGCAGGCCAAGUUCGCUGAGCUUCGCGGUGAGCUUUUGGCGGCCGUGCAGGAGAAGGAGGCAAGCAAGGAGUUGAUUGAAACGCUUCGUGGAGAAGUAGCUUCCGCAAGUGUGCUUCCAGAGGUGGUUGCAGCAGCACAGGCCUUGCAGGAUGCGAACGCGGCAUUGCAGUCCCAGGUGGAAGAGCUUCAGACGCAGGUAGAAGUAAAGCAGCAAAAGCUCACGGCCGUAUCGCAAACCCUCGAGGCCGAAACUGCCGAUGCCGCCGCACAGCUCGUCGCUGCCCGAAAGAAGGUCGAGAGUCAUGAGAGUGAGCUCCGGGAAUCUGUGCUCGCAGCGGAGAAACUGCAGGCGACAAACGAUGAGCUCACGACCAAGUUGCAGUGCUCCGAGGAGGCUUUGCAGGACGCCAGGGCGAAGGCCUUGCAGCAUGCCUGUGCAGAAGAACAGGUGGUUGCAGCAGCACAGGCCUUGCAGGAUGCGAACGCGGCAUUGCAGUCCCAGGUGGAAGAGCUUCAGACGCAGGUAGAAGUAACGCAGCAAAAGCUCACGGCCGUAUCGCAGACCCUCGAGGCCGAAAUUGCCGAUGCCGCCGCACAGCUCGUCGCUGCCCGAAAGAAGGUCGAGAGUCAUGAGAGCGAGCUCCGGGAAUCUGUGUUCGCAGCGGAGAAACUGCAGGCAACUUGCUCCAGACUUCUGCACAAUCUGUCCAGUGCCAUGCACAAUGCCAUCAUGAGUGUCGCCUCGUGGCCUAGUGUCCGGCUGGAGGCGACAAACGACGAGCUCACGACCAAGUUGCAGUGUUCGGAGCAGGCUUUGCAGGAGUAG